This is a messenger RNA of Amaranthus tricolor (Joseph's coat), 1954 nucleotides long. RefSeq lists its product as uncharacterized. The transcript has a single exon. Bases 349 to 1830 code for a protein of 493 amino acids. Lineage: Eukaryota; Viridiplantae; Streptophyta; Magnoliopsida; Caryophyllales; Amaranthaceae. The record is from RefSeq and is a predicted model, not a curated record.
AUGAAUUGUUUUUAGGUCAAUUUUUGAGAAUCACACAAGGAAGGAGAGGAUGAGAGUAAGUAGAGACAAACAAAUACACAUAGGAGAUAAACAAGGAGAUCUAAUGAAAUUCACAUUCACAUGAGUUAAAAAAUAUAUGUUGCAUUUUCAUAACUCACAACUUAUAACUGUCAAACCACAUUUCCACAUUCUACAGCUUCCUAUCAUCCCAUUAGGCCAUUACCAUACCAUAUCAAUUCAAUUCUUUCCAUUAUUAUUAUCAUUAUAUAAAUACCAUCCCCACAUCCUUCAAGAACCACCCAUUUUCCAUUAAUACUCUACCAAUUUCUCCUUCUUUUUCUCCCUUCAAUGGUUUUUUCAGCAAAAUCAAGCCCUAACAAUGGAGGAAAAAACAACAAUAAUAAUGAAAAAUGGGGAAUGGGUUUUUUCUUAAUCUUAUUUCAUCAUAACCCAGAUUAUAAUAAUGGGAAUUUCACCAUUAAAAAACCCUCUUCUUCUUCCAAUUUAUUACUUUCUAAAACCCAAUCUACACUUUCGAUUUGUGGGAUUUUAGUUUUUGCUACUCUGCUUCUGUUUACCCUUUCUACUUUCGAACCUUCUACUGUAGUUAACCACCAUGCAAAUCCUUCUAGAAGAUUUCUUCAUCAGAGUAACAAAUUUCCCAGAAAUACCCACAAAAGAUUGUCUGUUUUAAGUGUUUUUUCGCCUAAAUUUACCCGCAUUGGUUCCCCUGCUUUACAAGGUAUGGGCACUCUGUUCUCGAGAGGGACAAAAGCCAUGACAGAUUUGAUUGUUGGGCAUGUUUCUGAAGAUUUAAAAGAAGUUGAAUUAAGAAGUUUUUUACGUGUAAUUCAUCAUUCUGGUGUUCUUUCUCGUUCAGAUUUUGUGUUUAUUUUUAAUUCUCCAUCUUCGGUGUUGAAAUUUGGUAAUUUGGUUAAGUCUGAGUGUGAAUCGUUCCUCAAACUCGUUCAACUCGGGAGUGAACUCGGGAGGUUUGGUGAGUUUGGAAAUGGGUUGAAUCGGUAUUUGAGGGAAGUGGGUGAUGGAGAAAAAGAAUCAAUUUGGGGUAAAAAGGGGAACUCGAGCGAGUUGACUGAGUUGAUUCGGUUGAGUUAUGGAUCGGUUGUUGGGUUUGAUGUAAAUGAGCUUGACCCGGAAGACUCGCUAUCUGGAUUCUUGGAUCAUGUUCCUAUUAGUCUGAGAAGAUGGGCAAGCUACCCGAUGUUACUCGGGCGGGUCCGCCGACAAUUCAAGCAUAUGAUGCUUGUUGAUGUAAGACGGACUUUGAUAUUAUCCGACCCGUUUAGCCGUGUCCGGAACAAAAGCUCCGAAUCGCUAUUCUUAUGGUCUAACUCAGAAACUGAGUCAACUCGGCGUCAUGGAAGGAGGAACUCGGGAAAGACUCGUGAAACCAACACCAAUCCUCUGCUCAAUCCAGCCGUCAUCGUUGGCGGAAGCCGAGGAGUUCGUCGAUUCGCCAAUGCAGCUUUGACGGAUAUAGUUCGAGUUGUUAUUGAGCACAAGGGAAAGAGUCCUAACUCAGUGACCGAGUUAGGACUCGUGAACCAACUGGUUCACAGUGGACAUCUUUCCAAAAACAUAAACUUGAUUACACCAACUGAGCCAAUCUUUGAGCUGAGUUCACUCACUGGGUUCAACUCAGUGAACUCAAAUUCGAGUUUCUUAAGGUUGUCUGAUCAUGUAAGUGUGGUGCAAAAUGGGCAUAAUAAUGGUGGAAAUGUUGAUAUUAAUAAUGUGAUUAUGAGAGAAAUUUGUGCAUCUCACAAAUUAUAUUCUUCUGUUUAUAGUGACUGUUUGGGUAGUCAAUAGUAGUUAGUGUUAGUUAUGCAAGAAAGUGGGCAAAAAGAAAUACAUAGGGUAAUAAAUCACAGUUUUUAUUAUGUUGUUAAUCAUGUGCAAAUUCUGUUAAUAAAAAUGGAAACAAUUUUGGAAA